ACUAUUCAUAUUUUUACUUCAAAUUUUUUGGAAAAUUUUGGACAAAUCAUGAGCUCAAUAAGGGAAAGAAGUCUAGGUGUAUUGCAACUUAACUGAUAAGAGCUCAAAACUGUUUUAUCUAUUCAUAGGUACGGCUGUAGUUCCGUUGUAAUUAGUUAUAUAUGCUCGCGUCGACCUGUGGUGGGUAAAUCGAGUAGCCCCAGCGGUACAUGAGCCUGGAAAUUUCACUUUAAAGAAAAUGCCAGUCCAAAAAGCCAUCGAGAAUUUUCAACCUUAUAUCAGCAAGUCUUUUCUGAAAAGUGUAAUAUAUGCCACUUUUCCUGGAGCGAUCUGCUACAUCUUAACAAGUAAUCAUUAUUUAUCAAGACGAGUAUUCUUUGGAGUAGCUGGUAUCACUCUUUCAGGAUACCUAUACUCAUAUGGCAGUAAGGAAAUGAAAAAAAUAGGACUGUCCGUGAAAGACCUAGUUACAAUGGAUGAUGAAUAAUUUGGAAAAUGAUGCAAUUAUGUGUUUCGAUGUAUCUGUGUAUGGAUGGCUCUCACCAAAACGGAGACGACUCUGUUGUGUAACAGACUGUUUUGUUACAAUUAUAGAUGUUUGUGAAGUGUAGGAAUGUCCAAUGUAUGGAUAAUUUUGAUUUGUCGCCUGUGUGGAUGAUGAUGUUGGUGUAUAUGGUUAUUAGUAUAAAUGGGUCUCUAAUGCGUAUAAAAGAGUAUUCAAAGGAUAAUUGUUUAACACCUUUAAAUAAAGAGAUCAGGUUGUCAGAUAGCGCAGUGGUAACACACUCGUGUUUCAUCUAGCUGUCCAGGGUUUGAUUCCUGGUAUGGACGUGAAAAGUUGUCUUCAAUAGAUUAUCUGUACAUAUGUUCCAUGUGCAGACAUAGUAAGUGGAAAGAUCUUGCCUAUGCAUGUUUAUGUGUUUUUUUGAUCAGCAGUGAUAUGUUCCCAUUUGACAUCUUAUAACUAAAGUAUGUUAUUAAAGGAGUAUAUACAGGGAUUGAAUUUACGGACUAAUUACAUUUUGAAUGAUAUUCAAUACUAUGUUAAAGACAAUAUCCUACCAGCUGUAAUGGUGUUUGAUGAUGUAAUAGUGUUCUCCACGAACAUUCACAAAUUAUAGAAUUAUUUAAAGUGACUUUGGCUCUGAUAAUGAUGUGAUAUAUUGUUUCUGAUAAUGUUAUUUAUUUGUAAGUUUGAAAAUAAAAAUAAACAUGUUAUUU
Molecule: messenger RNA, 1221 nt
Organism: Ylistrum balloti
Lineage: Eukaryota; Metazoa; Mollusca; Bivalvia; Pectinida; Pectinidae
Exons: 4
Coding region: 239-487 (82 amino acids)
Source: RefSeq, a predicted model, not a curated record